AUGAACAUUUUAAAUCCACCAUCACUUGAAGAUAUUGAAAGGGUCAUAAAACAGCUACCAAAGAACAAAGCAGCAGGCCCAACAACCAAAAAAAUUCCAGAUAAAUGGAAGAUAUUAGAAGAAAAAAUAAGAAAUUUUAAUUUAUUGAAAGGUCACAACUUUGCAGCUGAAAAAUAUACAUCAACAAUAACACCAAUACAAAUUCUUAACAAUACCAUAGAACAUGUCAAUCAACAUAAAAUUACCUUCAUACAUUUUUUUCAAGACAUGUCAAAAGCUUUUGAUAAUGUAGACCAUCAAAGACUUAAAAUAGCAUUAAAAUGUAUUGAACAAGGUGAUCCACUCUCACCAAUUAUAUGGAAAAUAUUUUAUGACCCUAUUUUAGCACAUAUUACCAACAAUUAUGAAACAGACCUAUUAACAAUUAAAACAACUUCACUUGAACAAAUAAAUAUGCCAAAUAAUCACCAUAUUAAUUGGAACAAAUCAGGCCUGCUAAUCAUCAAUAAUAAGGAUACAUCAAUACUAGAUGAUAGCACAGUUAUCCAACAAAUGCCAAAAAGCAACACCAUCUGA
This is a messenger RNA of Entrophospora sp. SA101, 576 nucleotides long. The record is from the annotation of a GenBank genome assembly. Lineage: Eukaryota; Fungi; Glomeromycota; Glomeromycetes; Entrophosporales; Entrophosporaceae.